This is a messenger RNA of Magallana angulata, 821 nucleotides long. RefSeq lists its product as uncharacterized. Lineage: Eukaryota; Metazoa; Mollusca; Bivalvia; Ostreida; Ostreidae. The transcript is spliced from 6 exons. The coding region runs from base 1 to 630 and encodes 209 amino acids. The record is from RefSeq and is a predicted model, not a curated record.
AUGAGGCUACUCACGAUUUCAGGUUGGAACAAGUUAAACACGAUGCAGAACUUUGUACCAUUGCUAGCGUUAGCCAAUCUGAUGUUUGUAGUGUACGGGUGUGAGCCGUAUAUUACAAGUGACCAAACUGUGUACUGCGAAGCUCCUUUAGUAUUCGUUGGAGUUGUAAACUGUGCCAAAAUAGAAGACAGAGACGCAACAUUCCGCGUUAAAAUUACUUCUAAUAUCAAAGGACAGGUUGGCUAUAUAGGUAAAACAGUAACGGUCAUUGGAUAUGGAAGAGGCCAUUCCUGUGGACCUACCGUACUGGACGUCAACCGGAAAUACAUAUUUACCAUUAGUCGUUACAGUUCGCCCAACAGACUUGAGAUAUAUGAAUAUUUUGAAGCAACGCUAGAAAAUCUGAACAGAUUUAGUAAAUUUGACUGCUCCUGCAAGGUCGAAGUUGAUCUUCCGUAUCAGCCACUUUACGGAGAACCUGCUCCCAUUGGUGACAAAUGCCUGAUCACUGAGCGUGAAUUCGACUGUCAUUUUUACGAGGGCUACUGUGCCCGACAACCAUCUAACGUGAACAGCUAUAGACAGAGGUCACCUUGUCAAUGGUUUGCUCCUAACACACCAUGUCUUUAAAGAACUUGUCAACACUUGAACAUCAAAGUUCUACGAAAAGUAAACAAUAAUAACUUAACAAAUAAGAUCUUUGAGUUAUAUCUAGUCGCAAUCUCAUGUUUUACCAUAAAAAUUCAAAAUUGUUAAUAGGAAGGAAUGCGGGAAAUUCCGUUCUGUUUCAAUCAACAAAUACGUUUUCUUUAUGUCUAUGU